Zingiber officinale is the source of this 2157-nucleotide messenger RNA. Its product is annotated as pyrophosphate--fructose 6-phosphate 1-phosphotransferase subunit alpha-like. Gene Ontology annotation, cellular component: cytosol. Gene Ontology annotation, molecular function: diphosphate-fructose-6-phosphate 1-phosphotransferase activity; ATP binding; 6-phosphofructokinase activity. The coding region runs from base 129 to 1982 and encodes 617 amino acids. NCBI's taxonomy places the organism in Eukaryota, Viridiplantae, Streptophyta, Magnoliopsida, Zingiberales, Zingiberaceae. Gene Ontology annotation, biological process: fructose 6-phosphate metabolic process; glycolytic process; response to glucose. The transcript has 19 exons. The record is from RefSeq and is a predicted model, not a curated record.
GCGUGUCGCCGGCGGUAAUAGUUACCGCCUUGGUCAGUCGCUGUGGGAGUGCUUAGGAAAGCGAUAUGGGAGAAGAUUGGGAAGAUAUAGCGAGGGAUUGAGAGGACGAAGAGGAACAAGGAAGGGGAAUGGAGUCGGAUUUCGGGGUUCCCAGGGAGCUGUCCGAGGUCCAGAAGAAGCGGGCGGAGUACCAGCCCGAAUUGCCCCCUUGCCUCCAGGGCACUACAGUUGGGAUAGAGUUUGGCAACGCGACAACCUGCGCAGAUCCAUCCAGUGCACAUGUUAUUGGUCAGGCCUUCCCACACACGUUUGGUCAGCCUUUGGCUCAUUUUUUGUCGGCAACUGCGAAGGUGCCUAAUGCACAGAUCAUUACUGAGCAUCCUCCUAUGAGGGUAGGCAUCGUGUUUUGCGGGAGGCAAUCACCAGGAGGACAUAAUGUUGUAUGGGGUCUUUAUAGCGCUAUUAAACUCCACAACCGAGACAACACCUUACUUGGCUUUGUUGGUGGCACUGAAGGUCUGUUUGCACAGAGAACUUUGGAAAUUACAGAAGAGGUUCUUUCUAGUUACAAGAACCAAGGUGGCUAUGAUUUGCUGGGCCGGACUGUUGACCAAAUCAGAACAACUGAGCAAGUAAAUGCUGCUUUGACUGCAUGCCAAGAUUUGAAGUUGGAUGGUCUUGUCAUUAUAGGAGGAGUCACAUCCAACUCGGAUGCUGCUCAACUUGCAGAAACAUUUGUCGAGGCCAAAUGUCCUACAAAGGUAGUUGGUGUCCCUGUUACUUUGAAUGGAGAUCUUAAGAAUCAAUUUGUGGAGACAGAUGUUGGGUUUGAUACUGUUUGCAGGGUCAAUUCUCAACUAAUAAGCAAUGUCUGCAUAGACGCAUUGUCUGCAGAGAAGUACUACUAUUUCAUCCGCUUGAUGGGUCGAAAGGCUUCCCAUGUGGCUCUCGAGUGUGCAUUGCAAUCACAUCCUAAUAUGCUCAUCUUAGGAGAGGAGGUGGCAUUAUCAAAACUAACCAUUUUCGACAUUACUAAGCAAAUCUGUGAUGCAGUUCAAGCGAGGGCUGAGAAAGAGAAGAAUCAUGGUGUCAUUCUUAUUCCUGAGGGGCUUGUAGAGAGCAUUCCUGAAUUGUAUGCACUUCUGCAGGAAAUUCAUGGUCUCCACAGCCAAGGCAUUUCGAUCGAGAAUAUCUCCUCUCACCUUUCGCCUUGGGCAUCUGCAUUGUUUGAAUUUUUGCCACCCUUUAUCAGGAGACAGUUGCUGCUUCAUCCAGAGUCUGAUGACUCUGCGCAGCUGUCCCAGAUUGAAACAGAAAAGCUUCUAGCACAGUUGGUGGAAGCAGAAAUGAACAGAAGGAUGAAAGAAGGCAUAUACAAAGGAAAGAAAUUCAAUGCAAUAUGUCAUUUCUUCGGGUAUCAAGCUCGUGGAUCUUUACCAUCAAAGUUCGACUGUGACUAUGCAUAUGUUCUUGGACAUAUCUGCUACCAUAUUCUGUCAGCCGGGUUGAAUGGAUACAUGGCUACUGUUACUAACUUAAAACAUCCUGUGAACAAAUGGUGUUGCGGUGCUGCACCACUCACUGCUAUGAUGAACGUGAAGCGACAUUCACGUGGUUCUGGGGCCAUUCCUAUUGGAAGGCCAGCCAUCCAUCCUGCCACAAUAGACUUGAAAGGCAAAGUAUAUGAGUUGCUGAGACAGAAAGCUUCAAGCUUUUUGUUGGAUGACUUGUACAGAAACCCAGGGCCUCCUCAGUUUGAAGGACCUGGUGCCGACGAUAAGACCUUUACUCUCUCUAUCGAGGAUCAAGAUUACAUGGGGAGGAUAAAAAAGCUUCAGGAUUAUCUUGACACGGUGAAGAGCAUCAUUAAACCCGGGUGUUCUCAGGACGUGCUCAAAGCUGCUUUGAGUGCCAUGGCGUCCGUGACUCAAGUGCUGACAGUGAUGUCUAGUCCAUCAUUUGGUGGACUUCAGCCACUCUAACUGCCUUUUCUAGGCUUGAUGAUGUUAACUUGCCCAUGUGUAAACUUGUAUAAGUAGCUUCUCAUUCACUAUGUUUUCCUCACUAUCACCAUCAUCAUUGCGUUAAUCCUCGUUGUUCUAAUUGUGUUGGAGUUGAUUUUAUUAAUGUUUUAGAGGACAUAUUUACUUUUUAUCA